GGUCGCGCAGGGGAAGGCAGCACUGAGGUGGGGAGGGUGGCUGCGCAGCUUACUGAGAAAAAGGGAUCAGACAGGAAUCUCCAAUUUAUUUCUUGCUGAGAGUUCUGUCUGGUAAAAGCCAUGUCAUCCAUAUUGCCAUUCACUCCACCAGUUGUGAAAAGACUUCUGGGGUGGAAAAAAACUGCUGGUGGCUCUGGAGGGGCUGGUGGUGGUGAGCAGAAUGGUCAAGAGGAAAAGUGGUGUGAAAAAGCAGUGAAAAGCUUGGUCAAGAAAUUAAAGAAAACAGGACAGCUGGAUGAGCUUGAGAAGGCAAUUACCACUCAGAAUUGCAAUACAAAAUGUGUGACAAUACCAAGCACUUGCCCUGAAAUUUGGGGACUGAGUACACCAAACACGAUAGAUCAGUGGGAUACAACAGGCCUUUACAGCUUCUCUGAACAAACCAGAUCUCUUGAUGGCCGUCUGCAGGUAUCUCAUCGUAAAGGAUUACCACAUGUUAUUUACUGUCGUUUGUGGCGCUGGCCAGAUCUUCACAGCCACCAUGAACUUAAAGCAAUUGAAAAUUGUGAAUAUGCUUUUAAUCUUAAAAAGGAUGAAGUAUGUGUAAACCCUUACCACUACCAGAGAGUGGAGACACCAGUCUUGCCUCCCGUACUAGUGCCACGGCACACUGAGAUUCUAACAGAACUUCCGCCUCUGGAUGACUACACCCAUUCCAUUCCUGAAAACACUAACUUUCCAGCUGGAAUUGAACCACAGAGCAAUUACAUACCAGAAACACCACCUCCAGGAUAUAUCAGCGAAGAUGGAGAAACAAGUGACCAACAGUUGAACCAAAGCAUGGAUACAGGAUCUCCAGCAGAGCUGUCUCCUAAUAAUCUUUCCCCAGUUAAUCAUAGCCUGGACUUGCAACCAGUUACUUACUCAGAGCCUGCGUUCUGGUGUUCAAUAGCAUAUUAUGAAUUGAAUCAAAGAGUGGGAGAAACCUUUCAUGCAUCGCAGCCUUCCCUGACCGUAGAUGGCUUUACAGAUCCAUCAAAUUCAGAACGAUUUUGUCUAGGUCUGCUUUCCAAUGUAAACAGAAAUGCUACAGUGGAAAUGACAAGGCGACAUAUAGGAAGGGGGGUACGUCUCUAUUACAUUGGUGGAGAAGUUUUUGCUGAGUGCCUAAGUGAUAGCGCAAUUUUUGUUCAGAGCCCAAACUGUAAUCAAAGAUAUGGCUGGCAUCCUGCAACUGUAUGCAAAAUUCCUCCAGGAUGCAAUCUAAAAAUCUUUAAUAACCAAGAAUUUGCUGCUCUUCUGGCUCAGUCUGUGAAUCAGGGUUUUGAAGCAGUUUAUCAACUUACUAGGAUGUGUACCAUAAGAAUGAGUUUUGUUAAAGGAUGGGGAGCUGAAUACAGGCGGCAAACAGUAACAAGCACUCCUUGCUGGAUUGAACUUCAUCUGAAUGGACCUCUACAAUGGUUGGACAAAGUAUUGACUCAGAUGGGCUCCCCUUCAGUACGCUGCUCCAGCAUGUCAUAAAACUCCUUCCUCCAUUACCAGUGGGAUAAAUAUCCAGUCCAAUUACUAGACUUAAUAUAACAGCUGUCAUAGUAUUUGUGUGUGAUCCCCAUAAACUGUUUACUAUCCAAAAA
Messenger RNA from Strigops habroptila (Kakapo), 1637 nucleotides. Its product is annotated as mothers against decapentaplegic homolog 2. The record is from RefSeq and is a predicted model, not a curated record. The transcript is spliced from 11 exons. Bases 121 to 1524 code for a protein of 467 amino acids. Gene Ontology annotation, molecular function: RNA polymerase II cis-regulatory region sequence-specific DNA binding; I-SMAD binding; DNA-binding transcription factor activity, RNA polymerase II-specific. NCBI's taxonomy places the organism in Eukaryota, Metazoa, Chordata, Aves, Psittaciformes, Psittacidae. Gene Ontology annotation, biological process: anatomical structure morphogenesis; SMAD protein signal transduction; regulation of transcription by RNA polymerase II. Gene Ontology annotation, cellular component: heteromeric SMAD protein complex.